AUGGCUCUCGGCCGGUUAAGCACAGUGGCCGAUAAUAAGCUUGGGACUACAAUGACGGAAUACACUUGGGCAGACCGCCCCGAGCUGCGCAAUGCUAUGGAGUCAUUGUUUAUUGGGGACCUUGGACUGGACAACGAGAAUGGUCAUUCCCGUCUUAGCGACGACCCGACUGGAUGCUGGUUGCGUUAUCUGCACCGCUGA
Messenger RNA from Penicillium canescens, 201 nucleotides. RefSeq lists its product as uncharacterized. The record is from RefSeq and is a predicted model, not a curated record. The transcript has a single exon. Lineage: Eukaryota; Fungi; Ascomycota; Eurotiomycetes; Eurotiales; Aspergillaceae. Bases 1 to 201 code for a protein of 66 amino acids.